This is a messenger RNA of Corythoichthys intestinalis (scribbled pipefish), 1483 nucleotides long. Its product is annotated as eukaryotic translation initiation factor 4E type 3-like. Gene Ontology annotation, biological process: translational initiation. The coding region runs from base 118 to 801 and encodes 227 amino acids. Gene Ontology annotation, cellular component: eukaryotic translation initiation factor 4F complex. The record is from RefSeq and is a predicted model, not a curated record. NCBI's taxonomy places the organism in Eukaryota, Metazoa, Chordata, Actinopteri, Syngnathiformes, Syngnathidae. The transcript is spliced from 7 exons. Gene Ontology annotation, molecular function: RNA 7-methylguanosine cap binding; translation initiation factor activity.
UCAUCGUCGGUGUGCGGAAAGAGUGUUUCUGUAGCUGGCGAGAAAAUCAAACCGGGUGUUUUUAUUCAGGCGAUUCAUCCAGUUUCAAACGAGAGCUUUCUCAUUUUACCUGCUCUAAUGGCUGUUUCUGCGGGUAAAGCUGACCUUCAAGUGGACAGAGGAGCCCUGAGCGGUCAGAGCGUUUCGUCUGAAAAUAGCAUCGAUAUCGACGAGAAAGAGUUGGAUAAUAUCACAAAGAAACACCGAGGAGACGACAACUCGAAACUGCCGUUGCACUCAUCCUGGACAUUUUGGUUGGACAGGUCAUUACCAGGCACAACUGCUGCAGAAUGCGAAUCCAAUCUGAAGAAGAUCUACACAGUGCAAAGUGUUCAGCUCUUCUGGAGUGUGUACAAUAACAUCCCUGCAGUCACAGCCCUUCCUUUGAGAUGUAGCUAUCACCUAAUGCGUGGCGAACGGAGGCCACUCUGGGAAGAGGAGAGCAAUGCAAAAGGAGGUGUAUGGAAGAUGAAAGUACCGAAAGAAAACACUUCUGCAGUCUGGAAAGAAUUAUUACUUGCUACGAUUGGGGAGCAGUUUGCAGACUACUGUGCAUCAGAUGAUGAGGUUGUAGGGGUCAGUGUAAGUGUUCGAGAUCGUGAGGAUGUCGUACAAGUUUGGAAUAAAAAUGCAUCUCUUGCUAGUGAAGCAAGUAUCUUGGGAAAAAUCAAUGAGCUCCUCCCGUCCAUAUCUUUUAAAGCUGUGUUUUACAAAUCUCACAUGGAACAUCAUGCCUUUGAAGGAGGACGCUCAAGACAUUAGAUGAUGCACUUUAAUUUUAUUAUUAUUUUUUUGUUUAUCUGAACUGUACCUGCCUUGACUAAAAGACACUGUCCACAAAAGAAUUAAGGGUAUUAUCUAUAUAUUUUUAUAACUAUUGAAUGACUGAUGCCUUGUUGUUGUUUUUUUUUUUUUUUUUUUUUUUUUUUUUUUUUUUUGGGACAGUUUAAAGAGUGGACAUUUAAGCAUUCAGCAUUUUUUAUUCAUAAUGGUUUUGUCAUGUCACUGUCCCUUAUCAACCACAGCUCACACAGCUGCUUCGGUGGCUGCUAUCUGUUCAUACCUGUUCAACAAAUGCUAGCUUUUAUCUAUUCAUGCAGUGUUUUAAUUAUAUUGUAUAUUUAGGUGUUUCGUACGUUUGUGUCACAAAUGAUGAAAUUGUCCAAUUUUAAGACAUGGAAUGAAUGUCCAAACAAGUGCCCUGCAUCUUCAUGUGUUUUUUUGUGAAAUGUAAAAUCAACACUGUAAUAAUCAUUUCACUGAGUCUCCCUCAGUUUUAAAGCCAUACACAGCAGCACACAAUUCUACAGUGAAAUGUCUGUUUGAAUGCUUCAAACGCAACACAUAUCUUUUUAUUCUAAGCAGUAAAAGUACUGUAGAACUCCACUUUCCAUUUUGAGUCACAGAUCAUUUGAUUUAUUGAAGUAAAGAGGAAUGGAAUAUU